GAUCUGGCACCCGUGAGUGUGGCAGCAUCAGUUAGUAACAGCGUAACGAUGGCGGCGGUGAAGCUCUCUCGUCAAUUCAGUCAUUUCCUGCGUGUGGGGCCGUGGACGAGGGGCGCAGCGGCCGGCGUGACCCAGGUCCGCCACCAUGGGUCACAUUACCCCAUUGAUGACGUGGUUUUCGGUCUUACAGAAGACCAGCGCCAGUUGCGGAAGACUGUCUUCGAUUUCUGCCAGAAAGAAUUGGCUCCGAAGGCAGCAGACAUCGACAAGAAGAAUGAUUUUCCAGAGUUACGGGAGUUUUGGCGUAAAAUGGGGGACUUGGGAUUAUUAGGAAUUACAGCAAGUCCAGAGUUUGGGGGCUCUGGCAUGGGAUAUUUAGAUCACGUCAUUGUCAUGGAGGAGGUCUCUCGGGCAGCAGGUGGUAUUGGACUGUCAUAUGGAGCACACUCUAAUUUGUGUGUUAAUCAGAUCAAUAUCAAUGGCACAACAGAACAGAAGGAGAAGUAUCUUCCAAAGCUUUGUUCGGGGGAGUAUUUUGGAGCACUGGCCAUGUCUGAGUCAGGAUCUGGCAGCGAUGUGGUAUCCAUGAAACUCAAGGCAGAGAAAAAAGGUGACUCGUACAUCCUUAAUGGUAGCAAAUUCUGGAUAACAAAUGGACCUGAUGCUGAUGUUUUAGUGGUGUACGCAAAAACGGAUCCAAAUGCACACAAGCCACAACGUGGAGUAACAGCCUUCCUCAUAGAGAAGGGCAUGGAAGGUUUUAGCACAGGCCAGAAAUUGGACAAGCUGGGCAUUCGUGGUUCGAAUACUUGUGAGCUCAUCUUUGAUGACUGUAAAGUACCAGCUACGAACAUCCUGGGUAAGAUCAAUGGUGGCAUCUAUGUAUUGUUCUCUGGCUUGGACCUCGAGAGACUUAUACUGGCUGGUGGACCUGUUGGAUUGAUGCAGGCAGCCUGUGAUGUCGCUUUUGAGUAUGUUCACAUUCGUAAGCAAUUCAACACAAGAAUUGGGGAAUUCCAACUAAUGCAGGGCAAAAUAGCUGACAUGUAUUGCUCUUUGAAUGCUUGUCGCUCCUACCUGUACUCGGUGGGUCGUGCAUGCGAUGUGGGACACGUCAGCAGCAAGGACUGUGCAGGUGUCAUCCUCUAUUGUGCUGAGAAGGCCACUCAGGUGUGCCUUGAUGCCAUUCAGUGUCUGGGUGGCAAUGGAUACAUAAACGAUUAUCCUACUGGCCGUUUUCUCAGAGAUGCCAAACUGUAUGAGAUUGGUGCAGGAACCAGUGAAAUACGUCGUAUGGUUAUUGGCCGAGCUCUAAACUCAGAGUAUAGCUAAAUUGGGCUAAAUUUUCCUGCUGGUGUAUAUAGUAUUUGCAAUAUAGAUUAUAUAUUAAAUUUAAUUGUGCCAUCGUAGGAAAUACAAUAGGUAAACUAUUUCAGCAGGGUUACUGGUAUUUUUUUCUCAGUUAUUUGUAAAAAAAUGGUGUAUACAGUAUAUUUGUAAUGGGGGGUGGGGGAAAUAGCUCUCUCUUGUCCAUUAUUCCACCCCCCAGUUAACUAACGAGGCCGGGGGAAACAGCUGCCUCUAGUCUGUUAUCCCGUCCUCAGUUAGCUAACUAUUCUAGAGCACCCUCCAGAGUUCCUACUACAGCCUCUCUCAUUCAACACUUUGUAACCUAGGUAUUUGAAUACCUAGGUGCAGGUACUACAAGGCGCCGUAACUUGAUCAGCUACCCGAAACUCCAGAGAGAACUCUCGAAUACAUUUCACUGCCACAAACGCAUAAGAGAAACGA
This is a messenger RNA of Procambarus clarkii (red swamp crayfish), 1791 nucleotides long. RefSeq names its product isovaleryl-CoA dehydrogenase, mitochondrial. Gene Ontology annotation, biological process: L-leucine catabolic process. Gene Ontology annotation, cellular component: mitochondrion. Gene Ontology annotation, molecular function: flavin adenine dinucleotide binding; 3-methylbutanoyl-CoA dehydrogenase activity. The record is from RefSeq and is a predicted model, not a curated record. NCBI's taxonomy places the organism in Eukaryota, Metazoa, Arthropoda, Malacostraca, Decapoda, Cambaridae.